Sinocyclocheilus anshuiensis is the source of this 859-nucleotide messenger RNA. Its product is annotated as heme-binding protein 2-like. NCBI's taxonomy places the organism in Eukaryota, Metazoa, Chordata, Actinopteri, Cypriniformes, Cyprinidae. The coding region runs from base 23 to 658 and encodes 211 amino acids. The transcript has 8 exons. The record is from RefSeq and is a predicted model, not a curated record. Gene Ontology annotation, molecular function: heme binding.
AAAUAACAGCUUGCAGGCACACAUGUGCAUUCUUCCUCUCUGCACAGUCUCAAGCUACAACAUGAUUUGCCUGACAGGAGUGAUUGUGCUGCUCUUUGCAGUGACUGUUGAUGGAAGAGUUGGGGACUCCAGUGAAUCCAGUUACUGCACAGAGACAAAGGAAUGUUUUCUGUUCGACUUGGUUUGUGCAGGAAAAGAUUAUGAGUUUGCCGUAACGAGCAUAUCCUUCAGGUGCUGCGAAGCAAUAGGCACGCAAAGUACAGCUCCUAAUGCAGGUGCUAAGAUUGACAUGACUGCUCCAGUGAUCAUUAAAGUCAAUGAUAGCGCGAGCAUGUGGCAGUCAUCAGUCUAUGCUCUCAGCUUCCUCCUGCCCUCCAACUACCAGGCCAAUCCACCCAAACCUACCGAUCCAUCUGUAUACUUUACAGACACUCCGGAUAUGAAAGUAUAUGUCAAAAGCUACGGGGGUUAUAUGAUGUCAGUUGUGGCCAGAUCGCAGGCUCAGAGUCUGAAGACAUCGCUGGACAAUGUACAGGCUACAUAUGAGACAGAGUACUACUAUAAUGUCGGCUAUAACAGCCCAAUGAAGAUUAUGAACAGGCACAAUGAGGCAUGGUAUAUUGUUAAGGGUGAGCCUGUGUGUCCUAAGACUGAAUAAUUUCGCUGAGGUGUCUUUUAAAGAGCCACAGAGAACAGAACUGCAUUAUUCCUGUGCUAUAGUCAUAGCAGGCUAAAUUGCCUUAGAACUUCUUUUUUUCUAAUGAGUAUAGGAUAUAUACAUUUCACUGUAAGCUAUUAUACCAUAAGCACAUAUACUGUAAAAGGGUUGGGUUUGGUUAAGUAGACAACAUAAAAAAAA